Molecule: messenger RNA, 1148 nt
Organism: Lates calcarifer (barramundi perch)
Lineage: Eukaryota; Metazoa; Chordata; Actinopteri; Centropomidae
Gene: cdk2ap2
Product: cyclin-dependent kinase 2 associated protein 2
Exons: 5
Coding region: 205-540 (111 amino acids)
Biological process (GO): regulation of microtubule cytoskeleton organization; negative regulation of G1/S transition of mitotic cell cycle
Cellular component (GO): nucleus; microtubule; cytoplasm
Source: RefSeq, a predicted model, not a curated record
GAAAAAAACAGUACUACACUACACUUCUCCUUUGCGCAUGCUCACACACCGAGGAAGAGCCAGGGCUCGCGUCCCACAGAGGAUUUCAACUCUCCUUAAAAAGCUCUUAGGAGCUCAUCACCACCAGUAAAGCUGUAUAAGCACCGGGUUGACGGGACCGAAGGAAGUGGCGCGUCGUACGGGGAGCUACCUGCUGACAUCGCCAUGAGUUACAAACCCAUCGCUCCUGCGCCAUCUGGCUCCAACCACACUCCUCCAGGCUCUUCUGUGCCCUCUCCAUCCCUCCCCUCAUCGUCCAACUUUAGGCCAGCUUUCAGUGACUUUGGCCCACCCUCCAUGGGCUUUGUUCAGCCCGUCAAAGUGUCUCAAGGGUCCACCUACAGUGAGCUUCUGUCUGUUAUUGAGGAGAUGAGCCGUGAGAUCAGGCCUACAUACGCUGGGAGCAAGAGUGCUAUGGAGAGGUUAAAGAGAGGUAUAAUCCACGCCCGUGCACUGGUCAGGGAGUGUCUUGCAGAGACGGAAAGAAGCGCCCGCACAUAACCUUUUGGAAAGGUCCCUUCACCCCUCGCUCUCCCCCCUGUAGAAGCCUGCCCUCAUUGUCGUCUGUUUUACACCCAUUUUUUACCCCCAACCACUGGCUUUUUAUAGGUGCAUUAUGUCCUUCUUGUCUCCACUGUUCCCUGCAUUCCACCACACCCAUUUUGUUAAUGACAAACUUUCUGUGACAUGUGGGGUGUACGCAACAUGCAGUUUUGUAUCUAUUUUGAAAUAAGUGUGGGGAAUUUCAACACAUUUUUAAGUAGAGUUGUGAGUAAAAACCUUGGAUGGGAAUAUUUCUAGUAUUACUCAUUCGAUACUGGCAGUUGACCAAGAGAAUUGGCUUUUUUAAAAAUCAAUAUUCAAACUGCACUUGUCCUCAAGUUUCUAUUCUGAACGCCAUUCUUCAACCACUGAAUUUUUUCUGAGCAUCUUGAAUAUACCCCGUUUCCAUUCACUCUGGCUUUGUUUCCAUCAUAUUUUGUAGUGUAGAUGUUUCUCAAUCCCAAGAACUCUGUACAUCUCAAGUCAAUUUGUUAGUACGGAAAUUUUGUAAACCAGAUUUUUGCAGUUCGGUAUGUAUAUCUUAAUUAAAUAAUAGAAAAAAAAUA